GAUGAAGGAACUCGGUGAUGAGUGGCUGGCGGAAAUGAUUGCUGGUGGAAGAAGCCCUUUCGGAUUGCGUCUUCAUGCUUGUUUUGAUCCACCUGUUGUGGUUCCCACCAAGAACCCAGUGAUGUACAACAAAAGGGCAGCUGACCCAGUCCAUCCUGACCUUACUGGUUUGUUGGUGAAAAACAAGAAUCUUUUAGCUGAGCUAAGAAAUCUUCAAAACAAGCUCCUCAUAAAAGAAACAUCAUUGCAAGAGAUGAAGAACGUGCUAGAAAGUUAUAAAGAAAAUAAUGUGCAACAGUCUUUCCAGAUAAUGUCCCUGAAAGAUGAUAUCAAGGAUCUAGAGGAACUUAUUGCUUCUCUAACCAGAAUUAAAUCUUUGAAAAACACCAAUAUUCAGAAUCUUGAAAGAAGCAACUGGGAUCUAACUGAAAGAAUUAUAGAACUAGAAAACCAUCUAAGAGUACAUCUGUUUGAAAGAGAAAAGGCAGAACGAAAAGCAGGCCUUUUGGAGAAAAAGUUAGCAGGUACUGAUGGAUUCAUCCCUUACAUGAAUAUAAAAGGACACGAAGAUUCCUUGGUUAGCUUCAUGAUGAAGGAUAAAGGUGAAGAUAUCCUGACCAAGAACUCUGAAAGAGACAUUUUUCAUUCUGAAGGACCAAAAGAUGGGCAGAAAAUUUGGGAUAAGUGUCAAGAAGAUUCAAUCCAUAAGGAAAAACAAAAAUAUGAGUUGGACAGACCUCCACAUUCAUUCAGCUGGGAAACCAAAAGUGCACGAUCCCACUACCAGAAAUUCCUCAGUCAGUUGGCUACUCUUCUGAGCAACAAUGUUGUCCCCAUACCAGCUACCGAGGAGGCUGUGAAACAGAGGAUUCAGGAAAUUGGUGCAAAAGAACAAUCUUGGAAGUCUAGGACUGAAGUCCUACAGCAGGAAGUUCUGACGCUCACUCAGCGCCUGGAGCAGCUGCAGCGUCACACUGAAGAAGCCGCUGGAGAAUCAUCCCCAAUGCAAGACAGGUGUAGGGAACAAAAAGGACCUUGGAAACAUCUGGAAGGAAAAACUGCUGUUAAUUACUUUUUUCAAGAGAGUUUAGCCUUGGACAGGAAUAAAGAAAACUCUGGGACUAAGAAUUUGUGGACAGACGAGCAUGACAAGAUGUCCAGACAGCUAGAAAAAGAUAAUGAGCAACAAACAUUAUUGAAUAUUCAGCAGAAUUUACAGAUUGCUACAACUCAGAGACUAGAGGAGAAGAUUCAGAAACUUCAGAAACAGCUCAGUGAUUUGAAAUUGUCGAAUAAAAGUAUGAAAAUUCAACUUACAAGAGUAAAUGUCCUUAAAGACAAAACAAUCGAAAAGCUCAGGCAAUCUUUAACACAAGUUGAAGCAAUGAAAGGGAAAGCAGUUAUGAAAACAGACAAUUUGAAAACUACAUUACACUCUGCCAAGCAAAAGGCAAGAGGGGACAAAGAGAAGGUCCAUCAGCUGUUAGAUGCUGUCACUUCUGAGCCCUGCACAGCAAAGAGCACUCUUGAUAAAGUACCAGGACAACAACAAGAGCUUUCCGAUUUUCGAGAAACUAUUAUGAAGAUGUUGGGAUUUAACAUGAGAACAGCUGACAAGGAAAUCAUCAAUCACCUAAGGCUUAUUAUACAGGAUUAUGAAGCAUCUAACAAAUCAAAGAUUGCUUCUGAUUGUGAGACUGGACAGUUUAAUGAAUAAAAAAGUUCUUUCUUCAUUGCUGCCAGCAAGAGCACAGAAGAUAUAGAUAUCUCCUCCAGCCUCUUGAAUUGGCUACAUAAUGAAUAAAAUGCAUUGGGAAUUUUUCACUUGAAAAAUAUUCUUCUUUGAUAUUUGGCAGUUAACUUUUCUUUGUCAUUAUCUUGU
This is a messenger RNA of Lontra canadensis (Northern American river otter), 1882 nucleotides long. Its product is annotated as golgin subfamily A member 6-like protein 22. NCBI's taxonomy places the organism in Eukaryota, Metazoa, Chordata, Mammalia, Carnivora, Mustelidae. The record is from RefSeq and is a predicted model, not a curated record. The transcript has 9 exons. The coding region runs from base 2 to 1717 and encodes 571 amino acids.